GAUCACGUGGGCGGCGGCGCGGCGACGUCACGGCGGCGCGGAGAGGCGGCAGCCGUCGCCCGGGCGACACGCGGGCGGCGGGGCCUGAGCGGGCCGGGCGGCGCCGGGGGGGCGAUGCCGCAGGGCGGCGAGGUGCCCCCGGCCAAGCGGCUCAAGGCGGCGCUGCCCCCGCCCCGCGCGGCCAUGCUGCCGGGCUCCCCCGCGCCCCGGCGGCCCCCGCCGCCCGCCGACUCGCAGCGCCGCGGCCUGCCCAUCUUCCAGGCGCGGGGGCCGCUGCUGAGCCAGCUGCGCGGCCUCGACAGCGCCGUCCUCAUCGGAGAAACAGGCUCAGGAAAGACCACUCAGAUCCCUCAGUACCUCUAUGAAGCGGGAAUUGGCCGCCAGGGCGUCAUUGCUGUGACCCAGCCUCGCAGAGUAGCAGCUAUAUCUUUAGCCACCAGAGUCUCGGAUGAGAAGAAGACAGAGCUGGGGAAACUGGUUGGCUACACUGUACGUUUUGACGAUCUUACGUCUGAUGAAACUAGAAUCAAGUUUCUAACCGAUGGGAUGCUCCUCCGCGAAGCUAUCGGGGACCCCAUGCUGCGGAAGUACAGCAUCGUCAUCCUGGAUGAAGCCCACGAGAGGACGAUUCAUACUGAUGUGCUCUUUGGGGUGGUGAAAGCAGCACAGAAGAAGCGAAAGGAAUUGGGCAAACUGCCACUAAAAGUGGUCAUUAUGUCAGCUACGAUGGAUGUUGACCAGUUCUCCCAGUACUUCAAUGGAGCUCCUGUUCUCUAUUUAGAAGGCAGGCAACAUCCCAUUCAGAUCUUUUACACCAAACAGCCUCAGAGCGAUUAUCUCCAAGCAGCGCUGGUGUCAGUCUUCCAGAUCCACCAGGAAGCACCUUUUUCUCACGACAUCCUGGUAUUUCUGACUGGUCAGGAAGAGAUCGAAGCAAUGACUAAAACCUGUCGAGACAUUGCCAAGCAUCUCCCUGAUGGCUGCCCACAGAUGACGGUGAUGCCUCUUUAUGCUUCUCUGCCCUAUUCUCAACAGCUCCGAGUCUUUCAGGCUGCCCCCAAGGGUUAUCGCAAAGUGAUCCUCUCCACAAACAUUGCAGAAACGUCCAUCACCAUUGCAGGAAUAAAAUAUGUUGUGGACACAGGCAUGGUCAAAGCAAAGAAGUACAACCCUGAAAUUGGUCUGGAAGUGUUGGCAGUCCAGCGUGUGUCGAAGGCCCAGGCCUGGCAACGGACAGGGAGAGCAGGACGAGAGGACAGUGGGAUCUGUUACCGGCUCUACACAGAGGAUGAGUUUGAGAAGUUUGACAAAAUGACAAUACCUGAGAUACAGAGGUGUAACCUGGCCAGCGUGAUGCUUCAGCUCCUGGCCCUGAGAAUUCCGAAUGUACUCACCUUUGACUUCAUGUCCAAACCAUCUCCUGAUGCUAUUCAGGCAGCCAUUGAGCAGCUGGACCUGCUGGGGGCUGUGGAACGAAAGGAGGACCAGCUUGUCCUAACCCCCCUGGGAAGGAAGAUGGCAACCUUUCCACUGGAACCAAAGUUCUCUAAAACCAUCCUCCUGUCCCCUAAGUUCCACUGUACAGAAGAGAUCCUGACCAUCGUAUCACUGUUAUCGGUGGACAGCGUCCUCUACAAUCCCCCAGCCCGGCGGGAUGAAGUGCAAUCCGUCAGGAAGAAAUUCAUCUCCAGUGAAGGGGAUCAUCUUACCUUGCUCAACGUGUACAGGGCCUUCAAAAAUGUCAGUGGCAACAAGGAAUGGUGCAAAGAGAACUUUGUUAACGGCAGGAACAUGAUGCUUGUGUCAGACGUCAGAGCUCAGCUCAGGGACAUUUGUGUAAAGCUAUCAAUGCCAUUGGAGUCUUCCCGCUCAGACACCGGAAACAUCCGCCGCUGCCUGGCUCACAGCCUCUUCAUGAACGCCGCGGAGUUGCAGCCGGACGGCACUUACGCCACCGUGGACUCUCACCAGUUGGUGGCUAUCCACCCCUCCUCCGUGCUCUUCCACUGCAAGCCGGCCUGCGUGGUUUACAACGGGCUGCUUCACACCAACAAGUGCUACAUGCGGGACCUCUGCGUGGUGGAUGCCGACUGGCUGUACGAUGCAGCCCCCGACUAUUUCCGCAGGAAGCUCAGAACAGCCAAGAACUGACCUGGGGGUCACCACCGGGUGCAGGAUUUUUAGGCUCACUCAGUAAGACUGUUUUUUGUUUUGUAAUGAACGUAUGGGAAUGGUAGAGCUUUGCCUUGUAAAUCAGGUAAAAACCUUAGAGGAAAGUGGCUUCUCUGUGAGAGCCAGCCCUCACAAGUCUCCAUGGCUUAGAACAAUCAUCCUUUAUAGCAGUUAAUCUGUAAAAGGGGAACAUAACUACUCUGUGUGUGUGUGUGUGUGUGUGUGUGUGUGUGUGUGUGUGUGAUAAAUCUGUGUUGGGGGGCAAGGGGAGCUGGUAUCCGAUUCCAGUUUUUAACACUUACUGAAGUUUAACGAGCUUGUAUAUGAAGAAAUGAAAUCCUAAGAGCUCUUCUGAGCAGACUUGGUAUUUUUUGAUGAUUGUGCUUGUAUCCUUAGCAGGUUUUAUUGGCAAAAAAGGAGAAAAAAAGUUUUAAAUCUCUACGUACAGGGAAAAAAUGCCUUUUUAACUAUUUCUAGAAGGGAGGUGCUACUGUCUUUUACCUUAUCAAACAUCUUCCUGCCUGCAUGUCAUGUUCACCACAUCAUUUGGGACCAUCUGAAAGCUAGUAAUGGGGUCACCUACUUGGACAGGUCUUUAUUGCCUGUGUCUGUGUCUCAGGGGCUGGUAUUAUUUUCUCGAAGGGGCUGUCCAGCCACCUGUGCAUUUGAUGUCAUCUUUGUUUUCCCUUUUACUGCUAGGGCAUGUAAUUCCUCAGUGUCUGAUGCAUGUGGAGGAGGCAGCCGUAGAUUCUCAGUAUCUGCAUCUCACCACUUUGAACUACAGGGCCAGUCUGCUCUGUCUGGAGUGGUUUUCUUCCUCUAGAGAGCCAAACUUCUUAAAACAGGAGGAUGGACUCACUCCUGGAAAGGAUCCAGCAUCUUAGCAGCAAACACUUAUGUCCUUCCCCACUCUGUGUCUGGACACUUCUGGCUUUGGAGUUGGCACACUGUCCACAACAGCUAGUCAGGCUAAUUUGAGGCGAACUCGGCAAACCAAGUAUGAAGAUGUGGUUUAGAGUCUCGACUUCCUUUAAAGGCACUGAAAUCAUCAAAUGUUUCUUCUGCUCUGAAACCGGUGCUUCCCCCCCACUUCCAGCCUCCACUUAUACUUUGGCUCUCCACUAGAAGUUUGGAGUUUAGCAUUGUUUGUCAAAAACCAUAGAUUCGCCAUUAGUAAUUCUUAUUUGCAUUUUUCCAUAUCCCCUUGGCAGCUAGCUAUCUUCUUUUUUUUUUUUUUUCCUGUUGGAGAGAAGUGGCAAUAAGAAACUUAAUCCUCUUUUUAAAUAGUAGAAUUAAGGAACUAGAACCACUCCAAAGGUAAAACUUGUUCUUUAGCAUGAAGGAAAAUGGAUUUGUUCCAUUAUGGCUGUGUGUGGGUGGAGGAAAAUCUCAAGUUGUUUUUAAAUAAUAUCGUAAGUACUUCUAAAAUAACCUCUCUGGGAGAGGUAGCUUCCAGUUUCAACAGAGUCUGUUGACACAGUGUAGUAAUUUAUAUAGAUUUUGGAUGAUUUGAACUAAAGCAGAUUUGUUAUACGAAACGGUGUGAGAGGAAGCUGGUCUGUAAAUGCAAUGUCAUUAUAUAAUAUAGUGAGGUUAGCUAACGUGGGCUGUGAUGGGGUUUUCACCCCUUGACUAAAGUGGUGUUCAGUUCAUUCUUGUAUUCUUCAAGCAUCAACUUAAAAACAACUCAUGACAUUUUAAUGGGACUGCUCAGGGCUGCAGUCAUAUUGGCAAGCCCUUAUUCACUCCAUUUGCUCGGGGAGUAAGUAAGCUAGUGGCUUUGCUCGCGUGACCUGUGGGAACAAGCUGCACUUUCCAUUUAAUAAAAUGUCCUUUCUGGUUACACACCUCACGGUUACACAGUACACUGUAAUAUGCCUUCUCUUUGGGUGUCCAAUACUGACUUACCUUGGUUCUCUCUUUGAAAACUGGGGCAAAUACCACCUCUUCUUUUGAAGUGGAAUUUCACUUGUGCUUAUCUGCAACUUGCUGUCUCCAAAGCGAGUAGGAAUCCAGUUAACCAAGAGCAGUCUCGUCUCUCACCCUGUUCCUGGGAAGGACGGUACCGAAUGUUUGCGGGGUCCGGUGGAAGUGGACUCGCAUCCCCACGUUGCGCCUCUUUGGGGUAUUGUUCGUGAGUGGUAAAAACCACACUGGUGUGCGGGGCACAGGCCACGGUUGUCACUUUUGUAUGUAUGACCAGCUCCAGUUUUGGAUUGGUAUUUCAAGAUUAUGCUGUUAUUUCAAUUGUUGUAACUCACACAAACUGCAGGGAAUUAUCAGGGCACUGUAUGUCACUAUUCCUUGGUUAUGCAGACUGCAUCUGUAGGGGAAAGUGGAGUAAAAGCACAUUUUGUUUGGGCAGUCUAAUUAAGCAGACUGUUUGAGGAAGGGGAUGGGGAACUGAUUUAGAAGUAACUAAUUUGUAUGUUUUUUCCCAUAAUAAAGAGUGAUGGCUAAAA
Molecule: messenger RNA, 4634 nt
Organism: Dromaius novaehollandiae (emu)
Lineage: Eukaryota; Metazoa; Chordata; Aves; Casuariiformes; Dromaiidae
Gene: DHX33
Product: DEAH-box helicase 33
Exons: 12
Coding region: 115-2151 (678 amino acids)
Biological process (GO): positive regulation of transcription by RNA polymerase I
Cellular component (GO): intracellular anatomical structure; nucleolus
Molecular function (GO): ATP binding; helicase activity; double-stranded RNA binding
Source: RefSeq, a predicted model, not a curated record